AGGGGCAGCUCGCUCAUACAUUCAUCGCCAAGCUAAGAAAGAUCGAGCAAGAACGAAGCCCAGUGAUAGAUGGCGACACCGACACUGCUCCUCAAUCUCCUAGCUCUCCCCCAACAAUGGCAGCUCCUCCUAGCUCUCCUCCUCCCCGUCAUCUUCCUCCUGCUGAUCACAUCACGAAGCAGGCGCACCAGCCCUCGCCGGCGGACUAGAACGCCGCCGGGCCCUGCACGGCUGCCGGUCCUGGGCAACCUGCUCCAGCUGGGCGCGCUGCCGCACCGGAGCCUGCGGGACCUGGCGCGGCGGCACGGGCCCGUGAUGAUGCUGCGGCUGGGCGCGGUGACGGCGGUGGUGGUGUCCUCGCCGGAGGCGGCGCAGGAGGUGCUGAGGACGCACGACGCCGACUGCUGCAGCCGGCCGCCGUCGCCGGGGCCGACGCGGCUGUCGUACGGGUGCAGGGACGUGGCGUUCGCGCCGUGCGACGGCUACUGGCGCGAGGCGCGGCGGGUGUUCGUCGGCGAGCUCUUCAGCGCGCGCCGCGUCGAGGCCGCAUGGCGCGCGCGGCAAGACCAGGUGGUGAAGCUGAUCGGCAAGCUGACAUGGCCGGAGCCAAGGCCGGUGGAGCUGAACGAUCACAUCUUCGCCCUGGCCGACGGCAUCAUCGGCGCGGUGGCGUUCGGCAGCAUCUACGGCACGGAGAGGUUCGCGGGCAGGGCGCGCUUCCACCACCUGCUCGACGAUGUCAUGGACAUGCUCGCCAGCUUCUCCGCCGAGGACUUCUUCCCCAACGCCGCCGGCCGCCUCGUCGAUCGCCUCACCGGCCUCGCCGCCCGCCGCGAGCGGGUGUUCGAACAGCUCGACGCCUUCUACGAGAUGGUCAUCGAGCAGCACCUUGACUCUUCCAGGACGGUGUCCACACCCGACGGCGGCGACGACGACGGCGGCGGCAACCUCGUCGACGUCCUCAUCGAGCUGUGGAAGCAGGGGAAGCAGUACGGCGAUCUCCGCUUCACCAGGGAGCACGUCAAGGCCAUCAUCUUCGACACGUUCAUCGGCGGGAUUGGCACGAGCUCGGUGACGAUCCUGUGGGCGAUGGCGGAGCUGAUCCGGGCGCCGCGGGUGAUGCGGAAGGUGCAAGGCAAGGUCAGGGCCGUCGUCGUCGGCGGCAGGGCGGUGCAGCCGGACGACCUGCCGAGGCUCAAGAACCUCAAGAACGCCGUCAAGGAGACUCGGCGGCUGCACCCGCCGGCGACGCUGCUGAUGCCGCGGGAGACGACGCGGCACGUCAGGGUCGGCGGCUACGACGUGCCGGCGAAGACGCGGGUGAUGGUGAACCUGUGGGCGAUCGGCAGGGACGCGGCGAGCUGGGACGAGCCAGAGGUGUUCGACCCGGACAGGUUCGAGACGAAGCGCGUCGACUUCAACGGCGGCCACUUCGAGUUGCUGCCGUUCGGGUCAGGGCGGCGGAUCUGCCCCGGCGUCGCCAUGGGCGCCGCCAACGUCGAGUUCACGCUGGCCAACCUGCUGCACUGCUUCGACUGGACGCUACCGGAGGGGAUGACGGAGACGGAGGUGAGCAUGGAGGAGGCCGGCGGCCUGGUGCUCCACAGGAAGACGCCGCUCGUGCUCGUGCCCACUAGAUACAAAGUGCAAUUUUAGCUAUCAUCAUUUGUACUUUGCUGUCUUUGCUUCUUAAUUUGGGUUCAUUACACUUAAACAUCAAAAUGUAGUGAAGGAUCAUACGUAUGUGUGACGCAAUUCGUCUGAUAUAAAGUUAAAGGGACAUUGUCGCUAACAUGUGAACCCUAACAUCCAUAAACUCACAUGUCAACCAUCGAGUCCCUCCAACUUUUGCAUAAGAGGAUCUCGUUCCACUCCCGCUCCACACAGGCUCAAUUCUUCUAUGUAAGUGCUUCACUAAGCUUGGUGUGAUUGAAAUGGAAUAGCAAGAU
Messenger RNA from Oryza brachyantha (malo sina), 1949 nucleotides. RefSeq names its product 4-hydroxyphenylacetaldehyde oxime monooxygenase-like. Bases 70 to 1656 code for a protein of 528 amino acids. Gene Ontology annotation, molecular function: iron ion binding; oxidoreductase activity, acting on paired donors, with incorporation or reduction of molecular oxygen; monooxygenase activity. Lineage: Eukaryota; Viridiplantae; Streptophyta; Magnoliopsida; Poales; Poaceae. The transcript has 3 exons. The record is from RefSeq and is a predicted model, not a curated record.